Molecule: messenger RNA, 3126 nt
Organism: Musa acuminata AAA Group (dessert banana)
Lineage: Eukaryota; Viridiplantae; Streptophyta; Magnoliopsida; Zingiberales; Musaceae
Product: U-box domain-containing protein 4-like
Exons: 7
Coding region: 386-2905 (839 amino acids)
Biological process (GO): protein ubiquitination
Molecular function (GO): protein binding; ubiquitin-protein transferase activity
Source: RefSeq, a predicted model, not a curated record
AGUCAAAUUACCCGCAAGCGGAAGCCCAAUGGAGAAAGGGUAAAGUAGCAGACGACGCGAUUCCCCCCUUUCCCCGAUCCCUAUAUACCAGAUCUUUCCCUGCGCCUUCGCGUGGUCGUCCCCGCCAUCGAUCCUCCUCCACCAGCAUCUUCGCCUUGCCGGAUUCGUAAGCUUCCCCUUCUCUUGCGCUCUCGUGGGCGCGGGGGUCGCGUCGUCUCUUUCGGCGAAUCAAUCAGCAGCUCCUUGAAGCAGAAUCGGAGCGGGGAGGUCCCGUCGUCGCUGCGGCAGAAGAAUGUUCUGACGAAGAAAGAGGAAGGUGAACCAAAGUCUGGAAUUCAACCAUAGAGUCCAUUACAAGAAGAAAUUUGGGAGCUGCAGAAGUACAAUGGAGAUAUUUUUGCUGAAGGUACUGCUGGAUAGCAUCGCACAGUUCAGUCUUGUAUCUUCUAACAACAAUGUGAAACCUGAGCUGGUUCAAAGAUACUGUCAAAAAAUUGAUCAGAUCAUUGAGCAAUUUGAACCGGUGUGCAAUGAAAUUGCUGCUUCUAAGAUAACUUUGGAUGAGCAGCUAGUCAAGGUGUUGAAAGAACUAGAUUCUGCAGUAAAUGAAGCCAGAGAACUUGUCCUGAGCUGGUUCCCAAUGACGAGCAAAAUUUAUUUUGUGAGCAAAAUUUAUUUUGUUUUGCAAAUAGAAACAACUGUAACGAAGAUUUAUUCAUCUACUCUUGAAGUUUGUCAAUUGGUUGAAUCUCUGCUUCUGACUCCAGUAGCUAGUACUGCUCUAAAAAGCAUUGAGGGUUUUCAGCACAUGGAUGAGGAACCGAUAUCUGUUGUCAUUGAAAAGGCCAUAAGAGAUCAAACAGAAAAGGAUAUUCCUAGACCAGAGCAUUUGGAUAUGAUUUCAAACUUUCUGAGCUUGUCAUCUAAUCAAGAGUUGCUGAUGGAGGCUGUUGCACUUGAGAAGCUUAAAUUGAAAAUUGGCUGCAAUGUUACUCAGGCAGAACUGGAGAACAUUGAUCGUAUUAUUGCCCUCAUCACUUAUAUGCACGAUUGCCUUGUUAAAUCAAAGCAGUUGGAGAGCAUCAAUGGUGUGUCUAUUCCUGCUGAUUUUUGCUGCCCACUUUCUCUAGAACUGAUGUCUGACCCAGUCAUUGUGGCUUCCGGUCAAACAUAUGAGCGGGCUUUCAUCCGAAAAUGGCUUGAUCAAGGUUUCAAUGUUUGCCCUAGAACCCGUCAAACACUUGGGCACACCAACUUGAUUCCAAAUUACACUGUUAAGGCUUUAAUUGCCAACUGGUGUGAGUCAAAUAACAUUAAGCUUCCUGAUCCAAUGAAGUCCAUUAGUUUGAAUCUUCCUUCAUCAUUUCUCAAGCCCACAAAUGCAAGUGCUACUGAUUUAAUUGUCUCUCAUACUGGUGAUGCUACAAGGGUUGACCGUCCAAGAUCUCCAGAACCUUAUGUAGAAGUGACAACUUCCAAAAGGGAUGCACAUUCCUCUAAUGGCUUCCCCCAUGAGACUCCCCAUGAGACAUAUCUGCACGAUAAGUCUGUAUCUCCUCAUCAUCGUUCAUCCUCUGGUUCAUCACCUUUGCAACUUGCAAAUGGAUCACAGGCAAAUACUUCAAGAAUAUCACUUGUAACUACUGAAGGCAACAAGGAAUCUAGCAUGGAACAGAUGCAUGUAAGUUCUGGCAGCCAAACUGUCAACCAACCAAAACAGUAUUCAGAGCCUGGGCAAUUUCCAGGUCAUAACCGGACCGACUCUGCUUCUGAGGCUGUUUCAAAUAAUGAUCAUAUUGAAGGACCUGGGGAUGCUAACAUGGCCUCACAGGUUUCAAGUGAUCUAACACAUUACAGCAGUGAUACCUCAGGGGAACUUGCACAGGAUGCUCAAGCAUCCUCUGCUUCCCAAAGAGAACCUGACUUCCCACCAAGGUUGGUCGAUGCUCGUGCUAGAAGUCAAAGUAUGUUUCGGCGCCCAUCUGUCCCUCGUAUCAUUUCUUCUCAAUCCAUGGAUUCCAGGCCUGACCUAUCAGGUGUUGAAACCCAAGUUCGUAAACUGAUUGAGGAUUUGAAAAGUGAUUCUGGAGACGUGCAGAGAACUGCCACAGAAGAGCUACGUCUUCUUGCUAAGCACAGCAUGGAAAAUAGGAUUGUGAUUGCAAACUGUGGAGCUAUAAGCUUGUUGGUUGGCCUUCUUCGUUCAACAGACACCAAGACUCAAGAGCAUGCUGUAACAGCCCUGCUAAACUUGUCACUCAAUGACAACAAUAAGAUUGCCAUUGGAAAUGCAGAUUCCAUUGAUCCUCUUAUUCAUGUGCUUGAGACAGGCAACCCUGAAGCAAAAGAGAAUUCAGCUGCAACAUUAUAUAGCCUUUCAGUAAUUGAGGAAAACAAGGUUCGAAUUGGACGGUCUCGUGCUAUUGGACCUUUGGUAGAAUUAUUAGCAAAUGGGACUCCUCGAGGAAAGAAGGAUGCUGCAACAGCAUUAUUUAAUUUGUCAAUAUUUCAUGAGAACAAAUUACGAAUUGUGCAGGCUGGGGCUGUGAGACAUUUAGUAGAGCUGAUGGACCCAGCAGCUGGUAUGGUUGAUAAGGCUGUGGCUGUUUUAUCAAACCUUGCAACUAUUCCAGAAGGGAGAACUGCGAUUGGUCAAGCUGGUGGCAUUCCAGUACUUGUGGAGGUUGUUGAAUUGGGGUCUGCACGAGGAAAAGAAAAUGCUGCUGCUGCUUUGCUUCAUCUGUGUACCAAUAGUGGUAGAUUUUGUAGUCUAGUUCUUCAAGAAGGUGCUGUGCCCCCAUUGGUGGCAUUAUCACAGUCUGGCACGCCGCGAGCUAAAGAGAAGGCUCAGGCGCUUUUAAGCUAUUUCCGGAACCAACGGCAUGGAAAUGCUGGUAGGAGAUGAUCUUCAGCCAGCUUCAGGUUUCUCAUUUUUAUGUAAUUAAGAGUUUGGUUCUCUUAGAUACUUUUUUAAGUUUGAUGCAUCGGCUGUAACUAUGCAACUGUCAAGUUUCCACGCAUUUUAAUGCAUAAGAGAUUUAUUGUGGUGUUGUACAAAACAGACUAAUGUUGUACAGUAUUCAUUGCUAUCAGUUGAUUCUUUUCUCGUUGUGAUGUUGUAGCGGA